AUCUGCAGACUAGAGACAGACAGGCAGGAACACUCUUGCGAAUUCACAGAGGGCAAGGAUGGCGUCUGUCUCCCAGUCACCUGAUGAGCCUCACAGCAGGCUCCUUCCAUUGUUCAUGGGCCUGAGGUACAGGAAUGUGUCCUUUGUUUUGGACACCUCAGAGGCCAUGAGCACUGCUCUGGGGUCAGUGAAGCGCCUGCUCAUCCAGACCCUGCUGAACAAGGCAUCCCUCAGAGACUCGCUCUUCAACAUCAUAGGCUUCUCAUACAAGGUAACCCGUUGGUCUGAGCACAUGGUGCCCUGUGCUCCGGACACUGUCUACGAGGCUCUAUCCUGGAUCCACUCCCUCAGCUCCAGCCCAGGUAGGGACCUCCUGGCUGCCCUGAGUACAGCCUUCAGCGACCCAGCCUGCCACGCCGUCCACCUGGUCACCACCGAUCUCCCUGACCACCCAGAGGAACUCCUUCGGGCCCUGCCAACAAUGGCAGGGAAGAGGCCAGUACAUGUGUUCCACCUGUCGCUAUCUAACCCCAGCAGCAGCAGCUCUCUGGACGGCAGGACUCAGGACUUCAUGCAGUGUCUGACUCAUGCCACAAGAGGGAGCUGUUAUGUUCUCCCAGUCGGGAUGGAUGGGGCAGUAGAGCAGGUGAUUCCAUUGUACACUGCUGAGAGCCAGCCCUCAGUGCCGACCUGUUCUCCAGUGAAGUCCUGCAGUCAGUCCACCUCUGUUGUUCCACUGCAGCCUUUACUGCCCUUUUCUCCUCUCAGGUGUAUGCUUGGUAAUCCCUUCUGUCCAGUCAGUAGCUGUGUGUUGUCAGGGAGGGCCCUGUCCCUGUGCAGCACAGAGUUUCUCCCAGGCUGCCGUGUGUUGGCCAGGAGGGAGCUGGAUGGCCUUUACUAUCUGGGCACUGUAAUGCAGCUAGUCCAGGGUCGAAGAGGAGUGUACGUGGUUGAGUUUGACAGGCCGGGGACGAGGAGACCCGAAGCGGGAGACGGUCACGCUAUGAGGAUGUCCCAGCAACAGCAGCAGCAGCUAGUCUGCUCUCCAGACAUGCUGAACCACACUCAGGCCCACACACACUGUCUGGUCUCUGGGGACGCAGUGUUGUCCCCGUGGGAACCUGACCUGAGGAGAUACGGUCCGGGGAGAGUGGUCUCCGGAAUGGAGAUACGAGAUUCACUAACAGCAGAGAGUGGGAAGGGGCUCCAGGUGCUAUUGUGGAAUGGUAGGCUGAUGCAGGUGCCUGGGGAUCUAGCUGUGUGGAUCCCUGCAUCUCAGCAUGAGCGGAUCGUCAGGGAGCUCCAGCGAAUUCCUCUGCCGCCAUGCUGCAAUGACAAUUUGCUCCACGUCCACAGCGCCAUGUGGGCUCCCUAUCUGUACGGCACUGGAACACAGUGCUGUCCAUCAGCAGGUGGACCAUGCCAUUGUCCAAUCAUGCAGCCAUGGUGGCCACUGAGAGUUCCGCCUACUCAUGUGCAUGGCCUGAAGGAGAGGGAGGGGCUAGAGAGGGAGAAGCGGCAAGAGAGGGCAGAGCUGGAGCAGAAGGUGGACCUCCAGUUGGGAGAGCUCAAGGAAACUAAAGAGGUUGAACCUGAGACAUCAUCUUCGUCCUCUUCUUCAUCCCUGUCGGUGGAUGAGGAAGCAGGGGCCAUAGGGGAAAAGUCUGUCAGCCCAUUGGCCAGCACAGAGCCCUCUCCCCUGGACAAGCUGGGGCCAGAACACAGCCGACCCGCCUGGAGGUACUGGAGAAGAAGCGCUCCUGAGCCACAGCACAGACAGCCAGAGAAAGCACCAAGGGGAAAAUUCCAGUCUACAAAAAUCUGCUACCCUGACGUCGAGAUCAGUGGCUCACCCAAUCACAGCUCCAUGUUUCAGCCACUUCCUGGUUGUGAGAGGAGGAGGGUGACCAUCAGGGAUGCGUUUGGCCUGACAGACUCCAGACCUCGUCCAAAAACGAGACUCCAGUUAACCCCUGGCAACACGGUCACAGGGUGUUUAUACAUGAUGGAUUUGUCUAUAGAAUAUGAAUCUUCUGGAGUCUUAAAACGCCCACACCAGUAGAAAUACAUGUUUUUGAGCUGAAAGACGAUGGCCAGAGCUUACCCAUGAUGUUGCACAACAAUGUAAGUCAAUAAGUCAUUGUUUUAGUCAAAGUAUGAUAUAUUUGGGCUUGAAGUGCCAAAUCCUAAUGUGUGACUUCAGAUGUUUCCGUGAGUCUAGCUUGUCUUUUCCUAUAAGAUGAUGUGCACAUUUUUCAGCCUACGUUUCGUUUCAGGGCUGAGUUUUAA
Messenger RNA from Coregonus clupeaformis (lake whitefish), 2289 nucleotides. It is a transcript of the gene c19h11orf16, whose product is annotated as chromosome 19 C11orf16 homolog. Bases 59 to 2062 code for a protein of 667 amino acids. Lineage: Eukaryota; Metazoa; Chordata; Actinopteri; Salmoniformes; Salmonidae. The record is from RefSeq and is a predicted model, not a curated record. The transcript is spliced from 8 exons.